GCUGAGCUUCCCUCUCGCCGCCUGUCCCGCUGCCGUUUUCUGUGGGAGAGGUGUGGAGGAGAAGAGCGCGGAGCUGGCCGCAGCGAGGGUGGUGCGCGGCGGGCGGGGCUGCCGUAGCCGCGGCGCCGCUGUAGCUCCAGGGCGCUUUGGUUAAACUGGCGCUAGCGAGUGCGCAAAGGUUGCGUGCUGCCAGCUCUCUGAAAACUUGGUGUGCUCGAUAGAAUAUCUACAGCAGCUACCAAACAAAUUAAAAGCUUUUAAAGCACCUUGUAGCUGCUGCUUCUCGUGGAAACACUUCUGGUUUGCGUUAGAUAAAACUCUUAAGCGUUAACGAGUAGAGAAAGCCAAUGGCAGUUUUACUUGGACUUGGUCACUGGUACAGAAGAACUGGCUGCAAGAUGGAGCUGCCUGGCCUUUCUUUUGCUGUUUGGCUAUCUAUUUGCUUCUGUGCAUCUGUGGUUGGCUACCCGAAUGGAAAAGUAAGACAAGUCUGUGCUAGCAUGAUCCCCUGUCACGGUGCUUCUCCACAGCUGCCACCUGAGCACACCAUUACAGUCAAUGUGACUGAAUUUAAACCAGGGGACAACAUAGAAGUUAAUCUGUCUGGACCAGAUUUUGAAGGGUUUUUCAUACAAGCCCGGGAUGCAGAGCACCUGGACAGCCCUGCAGUUGGCUCUUUCAUGUUAGCUGACCGGAGACUUUCUCAGCUUCUGACGUGUGGCCAUACCAAGAAUUCAGCUGUCAGCCACACAAGUAAAACAAAAAAGAAGCAUAUAAGAGUGUACUGGAUUGCUCCUGGAGAUGCACCGAAUCGUGUCCAGUUCCUAGCCACAGUUGUGAAGAAAUACAAGACUUUUUGGGUCAAGAUUCCUGGUCCCAUUGUAUCUCAGCCUAAUGCACUGUCCCCAACAACAGAGGCUGUACCAACCUCACACCCGGUUUCCCUCUUAUCCAAGCCAUUUAAUGCAUCAGGCUGUGGAAGUAUGAAGUUCUGCAUUAGAAACCCUUCAAAGUGUGAUACUGCAAGUGCUUCCUGUUUUUUUCUAUCCUUCCAACGAGAGGGAAGCUCAGUAUUGAUUGAAAUGAGUGGUCCAAGUGAAGGAUACAUUGCAUUUGCAUUGUCUCAUGACCAGUGGAUGGGUGGUGAUGAUGCAUAUCUGUGUGUUAAUGAGGAGCACCACGUUCACAUCAGCACUGCCUAUCUAAAGGGUCGAAGUUCUCCUGUUUGGGAUUUGGAGAAUGUCCUUGAAGAUGUGUCAUGGAGGCUUGCAGAUGGUCUUCUUCAAUGUUCAUUCCGAAGGAGUAUCCUUCUUCCUGCUUAUAAAGGGAGAUUUAAUCUGGAUAAGAAUUAUUACAUCUUCCUGGCAGAUGGGGAAGCCAGUGAAGGUGGGCUAAUAUACAAACAUCAUCGUCAGCCCCUGAUCACAAACGGAGCAUACAACGUCACAGGCCUCCCUCAGGAUAUUGGAGGUUCCAGGUCUCCACGACUCAUCAAGGCUCAUGGAGCUCUGAUGUUUGUUGCUUGGAUUACCACAGUUAGUAUUGGUGUGAUUGUGGCACGAUUCUUCAAACCUGUCUGGUCUCAUUCAUUCCUGUUUGGAAAGGAGAUGUGGUUUCAGGUGCAUCGUAUGCUUAUGUUGACCACAGUCAUGCUCACAAGCAUUGCUUUUGUGUUGCCAUUUAUAUACCGACAAGGUUGGAGCCAGCAAGCAGGUUACCAUCCCUAUCUUGGCUGUGCUGUGAUGGCUUUGACGAUCGUCCAACCAAUAAUGGCAGGUUUCAGACCAUCUCGUCAUGCACCAAGGAGGCAGUUGUUCAACUGGUUUCACUGGAGUGCUGGUACCACAGCUAGAAUACUAGCUGUGGUGACUAUGUUCUUGGGAAUGGAUCUGCCAGCACUUGACCUGCCAGACCCAUGGGACACCUAUGUGAUGAUUGGGUUUGUAGUUUGGCAUGUUGGUAUUGAUGUUCUUCUGGAAGUACACAGCUACUGGCUCGUACGUAAAGUUGAACUGGUAGAGGAUGACAGAGUACAGAUACUGCAGUCCCUCACAUCUGCAGAAGCAGAGGGUCGUCAGUUCAAACAGGUCGUGUUGGCCAUCUAUGUCUGUGGAAAUAUAGGCUUCCUCACUGCCUUCCUGGCAGCAAUCAGCCAAAUAUGAAAGAAGUCAUUUAGAAUGUCAUGAUUGCAAUAUUGGUUGCAGCCAAAAAACCUGCUAGGAGCACU
Dryobates pubescens (Downy woodpecker) is the source of this 2227-nucleotide messenger RNA. RefSeq names its product ferric chelate reductase 1 (gene FRRS1). The coding region runs from base 348 to 2162 and encodes 604 amino acids. NCBI's taxonomy places the organism in Eukaryota, Metazoa, Chordata, Aves, Piciformes, Picidae. The record is from RefSeq and is a predicted model, not a curated record. The transcript has 17 exons. Gene Ontology annotation, molecular function: oxidoreductase activity, acting on metal ions.